CGACCGUAGCGGGGCCGGGGCUGGUGUGCCCGCGCGUGCGUGCCUGCGCCUAUCCCUCCAGGGUUCUGCUAACCCGGGUGGGAGGAGGAGGAGGAGGAGAAGCAGAGAGCGUCCGAUCGCUAAGGGAAGGCCCCCAGGGCCAAGUCACCUCUGUGCCACUCAGCAGCCUUGGCGGGGCGCUCGGGGACAGCCGGGGGUUAAAGAAGGGUGCGUGCCCGCACCUCAACCCUUCCGUCUUUCUGGCGUGCCUUCGUACGUGACGUCACGCUUCAAACUAGAGAGAGCAUGCGCAAGGGUAUACGUGUCUCGCGGGAGCGCGCGCUCGCACGCCGGAAGGGGUGGAGCCUCGAGAGGCUUUUUAUACAGCGGGCCCCGGUUUGACCCCUCUCUUCCUGCUCGCCUCGGAGGCGGUAGCAUUAUGUCUCACCGGAAGUUCUCCGCUCCCAGGCAUGGGUCUCUGGGCUUCUUGCCUCGAAAGCGAAGCAGCAGGCACCGUGGAAAGGUGAAGAGCUUCCCUAAAGAUGAUCCCAGCAAGCCUAUCCACCUGACAGCCUUUCUGGGCUAUAAGGCAGGCAUGACCCACAUAGUUCGAGAGGUGGACAGACCUGGCUCAAAGGUGAACAAGAAGGAAGUUGUCGAGGCUGUCACCAUUGUGGAGACACCCCCCAUGGUUAUUGUGGGUAUCGUAGGCUAUGUGCAAACUCCCAGAGGCCUCCGGAGCUUCAAGACUAUCUUUGCUGAACACAUCAGCGAUGAGUGUAAAAGGCGAUUCUAUAAGAACUGGCAUAAGUCCAAGAAGAAGGCUUUCACCAAGUACUGCAAGAAAUGGCAGGAUGAUGAUGGCAAGAAGCAGCUGGAGAAAGACUUCAACAGCAUGAAGAAAUACUGCCAGGUCAUCCGAGUCAUUGCUCACACCCAGAUGCGCCUGCUUCCUCUGAGACAAAAGAAGUCUCACCUCAUGGAGAUCCAGGUGAAUGGUGGCAAUGUGUCUGAGAAACUGGACUGGGCCCGUGAGAAGCUGGAACAGCAGGUCCCCGUGUCCACCGUCUUUGGGCAAGACGAGAUGAUUGAUGUCAUUGGUGUGACCAAGGGCAAGGGUUAUAAAGGUGUCACUAGCCGUUGGCAUACAAAGAAACUGCCCCGAAAAACUCACAGAGGCCUGCGAAAAGUGGCCUGUAUUGGAGCUUGGCAUCCUGCCCGAGUGGCCUUCUCUGUGGCUCGAGCAGGUCAGAAGGGCUACCAUCAUCGUACUGAGAUCAACAAAAAGAUCUACAAGAUUGGUCAGGGCUACCAGAUCAAGGAUGGCAAACUGAUCAAAAACAACGCAUCAACUGAUUAUGACCUGUCUGACAAGAGCAUCAACCCUCUGGGAGGCUUUGUCCACUAUGGUGAAGUGACCAAUGACUUUAUCAUGCUCAAAGGCUGUGUUGUUGGGACCAAGAAGCGUGUCCUCACCCUGCGGAAGUCUCUGCUGGUACAGACCAAGCGUCGUGCCCUGGAGAAGAUUGACUUGAAAUUUAUUGAUACCACCUCCAAAUUUGGCCAUGGUCGCUUCCAGACUGUGGAGGAGAAGAAAGCUUUCAUGGGACCACUCAAAAAGGACCGUGUGGCUAAAGAAGAAGCUGCUUAAUGUUUUCAGAAUAAUUCAGUUGGUGGAUUUUCAAUAAAUUGAAAUUAUUUUCCAAUCUA
Monodelphis domestica (gray short-tailed opossum) is the source of this 1689-nucleotide messenger RNA. It is a transcript of the gene RPL3, whose product is annotated as ribosomal protein L3. Gene Ontology annotation, biological process: translation. Gene Ontology annotation, molecular function: RNA binding; structural constituent of ribosome. The record is from RefSeq and is a predicted model, not a curated record. Gene Ontology annotation, cellular component: ribosome; cytosolic large ribosomal subunit. Lineage: Eukaryota; Metazoa; Chordata; Mammalia; Didelphimorphia; Didelphidae.